GCGGCCCCUUACCACCUGAAGCCUUAUGGGAGAGCCUGAGGCCGUGGCAUGUCGCGGAGCUUUCCAGCAGCAGUAGGGCGGGGGGAAGUCAGGUUAGUUAGAGGCAGCGAUGUUUGGGGAGAGUUGUCCUACUUGCAGUUCGUAGUUUGAGAAGUAAUUGUUGUCAGAGUUGAGUUGCCUGUGGGUGACAAUUAAUUGUAAGUAAACUUUACACCCCGGCACCUUAGGGCUCCUCCUGUGAGGGAUUCGUGGAGUUGCCAGUGCGUAAAUGUCACAUUAGGUGCCCACUUUUUAUUAGGUGGUUGGGGCCUGAGGGACCCUAUUAAUGUAGGACAUUUUAGAUUAGUUACUCAGAGAAUUGGGGCUCAUUCAUCUGGAAACAAAACAGGCUGAGAGAGUGGUCUGAGCACCCAUGCCAGGGCCCGCUUAGAGGCUUAGGGUGCUGCACCCAGUAACAGUGUUUUGGGGACACAUCUAGUUAGUUCCAGUUGAUAGUGUAGCCCCUGUGUGUGCUGCCAUGUUGCGCUCUAUUCAUGUCGGCCGGCUGGUGUCUGUGCUCUCUGGAAGCAGCGUGCUGGUCAAGUGCCUGUGGGGGGCUGUGCUGCUCCUCUACUUGCUCUCAUUUUGGAUCAACACAAUGACCACCGCCUUGGCUGUCACCCCAGGACUACUUUUACCCACCAACCUUAGGAUCUGGACCCUUGCUACUCAUGGACUGUUGGAACUUAACUUUUGUCAUGUACUUUGCAAUCUUCUACUAACACUGGCAGCGGGCCGCUGUUUGGAACCUCUGUGGGGUGCUCCCGAACUGCUUCUCUUCUAUGGAGUGGUCAGCGUUGCCGUUGGAAUCCUGGGUUCUCUCGUGUUUUUGAUGGCUUAUGCCGCAGCACCUCAUUCCUAUUACUUGUUUGCUACCCACAUUCAUGGCUUCUCGGCCUUUGCAGGAGCCGUGUUGGUAGCGCACAAGCAGAUCGCUGGAGAUGGGCAAAUCGAGUCCAAAUGGUGGAUGCAGGCGCUGCCUCAGCUAGUUUUACUGCUGGUUAUGGUCACGAGUUUGGCUGGGCUGAUCCCAAGUCAAAUGUUUGUGGGGUACAGUGUAGGCAUGCUCUCAGGCUGGGUGUAUCUACGAUUUUACCAGCGGCACAGCCGGGGCCGAGGAGAUAUGUCUGACCACUUUUCCUUUGCCAGCUUCUUCCCUGGUCCAGUACAGCCCGCAGCUGCCUUAUUGGGGAAAGUGACACAUGCAGCCUUGGUUAAAUUGCAUCUAUGUUCACAGGCAGUGAGGAGGUAUGAUGUGGGGGCUCCUUCAUCUAUCACCAUCAGCUUGCCUGGCACUGAUCCACAGGAUGCAGAGAGAAGGAGGCAGCUAGCUCUGAAGGCUCUGAAUGAACGCUUAAAGAAAGUAGAAGACCAGGUGUCAUGGCCAAACAUGGAAGAAGAAGAGGAGGAAGAGGAUGGCAAUGAAAUAGACAGCUCAUUCCAUAGUGGAGACACUCCAGGAGAUGAACCAAGUAUAGCACAAUCAUAUGAGGCAGCACCCAAAGUGUAACCGCCAAAUAAGCACUGUUCUGCUAGUGAUCAGACGUGUUCUGCUAAUGUUCUCAUGUUAGACACACUCUGAAGAUCUUGGAGGGGUUUGGGACUGGAGAUUGUGCCCCAUGUAAACACUAAACCAACAGAGCCUCUUAAUUGUAAACUGCUUUUCUAAUGUAACUUCACAGUGGUUAGGCUGCAGAAGAAUGGCAUGCAGGUAUCUUUGUUCUGUGUUCCUCUCACUCUGCCAGCCAUUCUGCUUUAACUCUACUCUGGCAAAGGCUUUGCUUAACUCACAGACAAAGACCAGCCAGCUUCACGCUCAGCCCUUUUCUUGUAAAACAUCAUUCUUCUCUCCAGAUAUGCAGAAGUUUAGUACAGGGGAUUGUCCCAUAUAAAAGCAGGGUAUUGCUCUAUGUCUAUGGAAAAGGAUGGGUGAGGAAGCAGACUGCUUUGAAGUGUGGGACUGCCUGCAGAUUCUUAAAGGAAGUCAACACUAAGCCAUGUAGUUAUGAAGGUGUCAUCUUGCUGUUUAUUAUUGGUUCUGUACCUCUUCAAAUUACUCUCACGGGGUUUGAGAAAAGUGUUGGGGCACGUGAGUGAAUCUGUUUUGUAAAAAUGUUUUGGGCGCUGUUAUACCUGAUUUUUUUUUUGUUUGUUUGGAUUAAAUCUUUUUUGGAGAUGA
This is a messenger RNA of Xenopus laevis (African clawed frog), 2218 nucleotides long. It is a transcript of the gene tmem115.L, whose product is annotated as transmembrane protein 115 L homeolog. Lineage: Eukaryota; Metazoa; Chordata; Amphibia; Anura; Pipidae. Gene Ontology annotation, biological process: retrograde vesicle-mediated transport, Golgi to endoplasmic reticulum. Gene Ontology annotation, cellular component: membrane; Golgi apparatus. The record is from RefSeq and is marked predicted.